Dimorphilus gyrociliatus is the source of this 1727-nucleotide messenger RNA. The record is from the annotation of a GenBank genome assembly. Lineage: Eukaryota; Metazoa; Annelida; Polychaeta; Dinophilidae.
ACACUUAAUAUUUUUCAUUUGCGAAAGCACGUGUUCCAAACAUGAAUUUGCAGUGGAAAAACUUGAAUUUAUCUCCGGAGACGAGAUCAGCUCUGAAAGAAUUAAAGUUUAAACAGAUGACACCCGUUCAGGCUUCUUGUAUACCCUUAUUUUUACAAAAUAAAGAUGUUGCAGUAGAAGCAGUUACUGGUAGCGGGAAAACUUUAGCAUUUGUUAUUCCCAUUAUAGAGAAAUUAUUACGAAUUAAGAAUGAAAUUCGAAAGAAAGAUGUACCAGCAAUUAUAAUAACUCCUACGCGUGAAUUAGCUAUUCAAAUAUCAAAUGUUCUAGAGAUAUUCCUGAAAUAUGCACCAUUUUCAAAACUACUCUUUGUUGGUGGCACCUCAACCGAGAAGAAUAUAAAGGAUUUUAGCGAAAACGGCGGAAAUAUACUAAUUGUUACUCCGGGACGCUUUAUUGAACUGUUUAAACAAAUCGAAGGAUUAAGAUCAAGCGUUAAAGCUGCUGAAAUAUUAAUUUUAGACGAGGCUGAUAGAUUAUUGGAAAUGGGCUUCGAGGUCUCCAUAAAUACUAUUUUAGAAUAUUUACCGAAACAAAGAAGAACUGGCUUAUUCUCCGCAACUCAGACUAAACAAGUAGAAGAUUUAAUUAGGGCUGGUUUAAGGAAUCCCGUACAAAUUAAAGUAACUGAAAAACACUCAAAAGAGAACGUUCCAGAUACUCUAUCGAACUAUUAUUGUCUAGUUGAUGCUAGUAAGAAAUUCAAUCAACUUAUAGCUUUAUUAAAGAUGCACGCCAAGAGUAAAAUACUAGUCUUUUUUAGUACUUGUGCUGCAGUUGAUUACUUUUAUCCACUUAUACAACAUCUAUUACCGAAGCAAAAAAUUUUAUCUAUUCAUAGUAAAAAAGGUAAUAGAUUUAACUCUUUUGAACAAUUUGGAAAAGAGGUUAGCGCUGUUCUCUUAUGUACCGAUGUUAUGGCCAGAGGAGUCGACAUACCGAAAAUUGAUUGGGUCAUUCAAUACGAUCCUCCUACAAGUGCUUCAAAUUUUAUUCACAGAGCGGGAAGAACUGCCAGAAUAGGGAAUUACGGUUCGUCUCUAAUUCUAUUACUUCCUUCGGAAGAGAGCUAUAUUAAAUUCCUAAAGAUUAACCAAAAAGUUGAAUUAGAGAGACAAGAUUGCAUAGAAGCUGUAAACUUAUUAAAUAAAGUUAGAAAAUUCUCAAAAGCUGAUAGAGCCAUUUACGAAAGAGCGAUAAGGGCUUACGUAUCCUUUGUUAGGGCUUAUAGUAAACACGAAUGUAACGUUAUCUUUAAUGUAAACGAAUUAGAUUUUGGCGGAUUGGCUUAUAGUUUUGGCCUUUUACAUCUACCAUCAAUGCCUGAGCUAAGGAAGACAACUGUCGUAAACUUUGAACCUGUCGAAAUGGAUUAUCAAUCUAUUAAAUUUAAAGAUAAACUCAGGGAAAAAGCAAGACAAACUAGAUUGCUAAAUGGAACUCAAAAAACUAAGAAGAAGAUAAAAAAUGAAAAGACUGAAGCUUGGUCAAAGAAAAAGGAGAAAAAGAUAAAAAAAUUAAAAAGAAAAGAGGAAAAGGAGAAGAAAAGGAAAAGAAAAUUAGAUGAAACGGAAGUUGAUGAAUUAAAUGAUGAUUUUAAACAGUUAAAAAAACUCAAAAAGAGAAAAAUAACUUUGGAAGAAUUUGAUAAUCAAUUUAUAUCCUAA